AUGUUGAGCCUCACCGAGCUUCCGCAAAAGAGCACCGACUUGGCGGAGAUGCGGUCCGGGCCCCUGGGUCGCUGCAGUCACUUUUUUUGGCUGGGCGUCGCCUUCGACGCGGUGGGUGUGGCAGUGCUGUUCACUGGCGUCUUCGCCAACUUGAUGUUCUACGACAUGCUGCUCUAUUUGGGUUCCAUCAUCAUCUUCGUCAGUCUCCUGUGGUGGAUCUCCUGGUAUACCGGCAACAUCGAGGCGCUCCCGGAAGACCCCUUGAGGGGAGCUUCGCCCCGCGAGGGCGAGGUGCACCGUAGCGGCAGCCGUCGCUUCUCGCUGACCCUUAGGAGCGUCUCCGACACCUUUCAGCGGAUCCGCCGGCGGCGGCGGCGGCGACUCCACCCGCGGGUCGUCCAGAGGAUCAGUAGCAUCAACUCUACCGACCCGGGCCAGCUAGAAAGGAACCGCCACGCCAGAACCGCGGGUGGCAGAGCGUUGUUCCGUCCAGCGAAGCCUGAGUCUGUUCAGUUUAACCGAGUCCAGGCCUCUAAGAGCCUGCCUCUGGGCAUUGUCCAUACCCCUCUUUCCAUUUGUACUUCUAGGAGUCAACCUGUCUUUUCAGUGACUUCGCAGUGCCACCCUCAGGCGUCUGACAGCAAUUCUCAGAUGGCUUUGUCCUCUGACAGCCAUGUGUCUGUGGACUCUCACUCUCAGGAGCGCUCUAAGAUCAGUGUGGCCUCUCAGAUCUACCCUCUGGAACGAGAAGAAAGCCAGAGCCACCUCCUGGUGAUCCCUGACAGUUUAUCUAUGGUACCCAUGACCUCUCAAAGCCAAAUCCUGCCCGCUGUAUCUUCUGAAAGCUAUGUGUCUUUGGACCCUCACUCUCCGGGGCGCUCCAAGAUCAGUGUGGCCUCUAAGAUCUACCCUCUGGAACGAGAAGAAAGCCANAUGUGUUUGGACCCUCACUCUCCGGGGCGCUCCAAGAUCAGUGUGGCCUCUAAGAUCUACCCUCUGGAACGAGAAGAAAGCCAGAGUCACCUCUUGGUGAUCCGUGACAGUUUAUCUAUGGUACCCGUGACCUCUCAGAGCCAAAUCCUACCCGCUGUAUCCUCUGAAAGCUAUGUGUCUUUGGACCCUCACUCUCAGGGGCGUUCUAAGAUCAGUGUGGCCUCUAAGAUCCACCCUCUGGAAGGAGAAGAAAGCCAGAGCCACCUCCUAGUGCCCAUGCCCUCUGACAGUUUCCCUGUGGUACCCAUGACCUCUCAGAGCCAAAUCCAGGGAUCUCUGGCCCAACAAAGCCAUCUCCAGAAUCUUCCUCCUGCCUCUCAAAUUCCUGAAACUGAUAAAGCUUCUAAGAGCCAUUCUUUGGCCAAGGGGGUUCCUGUGGUGCCAUCUGGGUUUGCCCAGACUCAGCACCCGCAGGCCUCUUUAGCCCAGACUUCUCAAAGUUCUUCUUCACCUGUCCAGAAGGUUCCUAAGAACUAA
Mus pahari (shrew mouse) is the source of this 1470-nucleotide messenger RNA. RefSeq lists its product as uncharacterized. The record is from RefSeq and is a predicted model, not a curated record. NCBI's taxonomy places the organism in Eukaryota, Metazoa, Chordata, Mammalia, Rodentia, Muridae.